UAAACUUUUUUAGAGAUAUUUUAAUAAUGAUAUGUACAUUAUGUAAUUGGUACAUUGUAUAUACACAAGAACAUUUUUGUUUUUAUACAGAUUUAUGGUGAUAAGUGAUAUAGUUACUUUCAUUUUUCCUUUAAAUAAGACAUACCGUCCACUAUGACAAUUGGUUCUAAAGCGGUAUCAAAGCUUAUUGUACCUAUUAUUAGUAAUGUAGUUUGCUUAGCACGGUCACAAUUUAGCACAAUACUUUUUUGCAGCAAAAUGGCAGUGGAUAAUCCCGAUUUUAAGUCGGCUACGUCUAUUCAUGAAUUCACCGUCAAAAAUAUAAAAGGUGCUGAUGUAAAACUAGAUAUAUACAAAGGUCACGUUUGUAUUAUUGUGAAUGUUGCCUCACAGUGUGGUCUUACUGCAAAUAACUACAAACAACUUAAUGAACUAUACGAACAAUAUGCAGAAACUAAAGGAUUGCGAAUCCUGGCAUUUCCCUGCAACCAAUUCGCUGGUCAAGAACCAGGAAACUCCGAAGACAUCGUUUGUUUCGCUGCUGAUCGCAAAGUGAAAUUCGAUUUGUUUGAAAAAAUCGAUGUUAAUGGGGACAAUGCUAGCCAAUUAUGGAAAUUCUUAAAGCAUAAACAAGGCGGUACCCUGGGCAGUUCAAUUAAGUGGAAUUUUACGAAAUUCAUUGUGGACAAGGACGGAGUUCCUGUUGAACGACAUGGACCCAAUGUAGAUCCUAAAGAUUUGGUCAAGUCUUUGGAAAAAUAUUGGUGUUUACAAAUUGUUUCCAGAAAAAUGGCAGAAGCCAAUAACCCAGAUUAUAAGUCUGCUACAUCUAUUCAUGAAUUCACUGUCAAAAACAUUAAAGGUGAAGAUGUUAAGCUGGAUGUGUACAAAGGUCACAUUUGUAUUAUUGUGAAUGUUGCUUCACAGUGUGGCCUCACUGCAAACAACUAUAAACAGCUUAAUGAACUGUAUGAGCAAUAUGCAGAGAGCAAAGGUUUGCGUAUUUUGGCAUUCCCUUGCAAUCAGUUUGCUGGACAAGAACCAGGAAACUCUGAAGAAAUCGUAUGUUUUGCUUCAGAGCGCAAAGUGAAAUUUGAUUUGUUUGAAAAAAUUGAUGUCAAUGGUGACGGCACAAAUCCGCUGUGGAAAUUUUUAAAGCAUAAACAAGGCGGCACUUUAGGCAACUUCAUCAAGUGGAAUUUCACGAAAUUCAUCAUUGACAAGAAUGGAAUCCCUGUCGAACGCCACGGGCCCAACGUAGACCCUAAAGACUUGGUUAAGUCUUUGGAGAAGUACUGGUGAAGAAGUUUUCAACGAAAUAAAAUAUUCUUAAACUUAAGUUAACUUUAUGCAUUUGGUACAGAAAUUGAUGCCAUUUGUGAUUUUUAUGGGUGAUAUUGUAACCAUGGAGAAUUUGAUAAUACCUACAAACUAAAUGACUGUAACUAGAAUUAUAAUUAUUUAUUACAAUGUA
Molecule: messenger RNA, 1474 nt
Organism: Galleria mellonella (greater wax moth)
Lineage: Eukaryota; Metazoa; Arthropoda; Insecta; Lepidoptera; Pyralidae
Exons: 7
Coding region: 154-1302 (382 amino acids)
Biological process (GO): response to oxidative stress
Molecular function (GO): glutathione peroxidase activity
Source: RefSeq, a predicted model, not a curated record